CUAAAGAUAACAUUUCGACAGACAAAUGAAGACAGUGCUAAGUUAGCCAGCUUUAAUUUUUAGACUUAGAUAUUUUUAUACUCAAAAUAAUAAUGAAGUCAAAUAAAACACGGGCUAUAAGCCCUCUGGUUAUUCAAUGUUUCGUAACAACGGGCGUGUCUCUCAACAUGUCCGGACUGGGUCUCGGGACAGGCUUCACCACUGGUCUACUGCCUCAGCUGCGCCAACCUGACUCCGACAUUCGAAUCGACGACACCUCCGCUUCUUGGAUUGCGUCCCUGCCUGGAAUCAGCAUCGUCCUGGGGAAUCUUAUCAUUUCCGCCAUCAUGAGCAGAUUCGGGAGGCGAAAAGCAAAUUUAUGCAGCUUACUAGUUUCUGCUACCGGCUGGCUUUGUAUAAUGCUGUCCAAUUCUGUCACCAUCCUGUAUUUAGCACGGCUAAUCCAAGGUAUUGGAAUGGGAAUGAUCGGCGCUCUGGGUCCUAUCUUAAUUGGAGAGUAUACGAGCCCAAAGAACCGUGGCAUUUUCUUAAUGACCAUAUCAUUGUCCUUCAGCAUCGGAGUGUUAGCAAGUCAGACUAUGGUCGUAUAUUUACAUUGGAAGACUUGCGCUGCUCUGUGUAUUGGUAUCGUCUCUGUUGCGACACUUAUUGUUCUACUUUCACCGGAAUCACCUACGUUUUUGGCUGAUAAAGAAAGGUAUGACGAGUGCAGGAAAACAUUCGUAUAUCUCAGAGGUGAUUUGGAGAAUGAAGAAUUGGAGAAGAUGAUAGCAACUCGAAUGAAAGCGAAGGAGGAACAGAUUGAAGAUAAAGCUAUGAGUGUGAAAGAAACACUCGUUGCAAAGAUGAGUUAUUUGACGCAGGCUUUUAAGAAGAAAGAGGUUUACAAGCCGAUACUGAUUAUGUUUCAUGUGUUUGCGAUGGGGCAGUGGUGUGGAGUUAACAUUAUGACGUCAUUCACGUCAAAUUUGUUCGAGAAAGUGGUCGGUUUGGAUGCAGGAAUCAGCAUUCCUCUGAUGAUAGUGUUAGUCGGGCUUCACAGAGUCCUAGGGAACAUAGUUGGGAUGGUUUUCAUCAAGACAUUGAGACGCAGAGUGGUGUUGUUUACGACUAUCAGCUUGAACGUUGUGGCUCUGUUCGCGAUAGCUGCUUACACUUACGCGAGAGACAACAAUUAUCUGCCGUUUGACGAGCCCGCUGUUGGUAUAAUUCUGGUCCACAUCCACAUGUUCUCUGUAGCAACUGGAGCGAUUCCUUUAGCGUUUGUUCUGGCCGGGGAACUCUUCCCGAUGGAGUAUAAGAGCCUGUGUGGAGGCUUCGGAAUGGUAUUCUAUUCUCUAGGCCUAUUCAUGAAUAUGAAGACUGUUCUGUUAUUAUUUAACAAUUGGGGUAUAUCUGGCACUUACUGCCUUUACGCUGGUAUAGUGCUGUAUUGUUUGGUAGUCGUAGGAGUGCUUCUACCAGAAACUAAAGAUAAGACUCUGUUGGAAAUAGAGGAAGGCUUUAGAAGAAAGAAAUAAUUUUCCAGACGUCAUCUAACCUCUUAGAUAUCAUUCAAGUUUAAAAUGAGGCAGAGAGUACUGCUAUACUUCUAAUUUGUUUGCUCUAUACAGCGUGGUUUUCAUUGUAUAUUAGACACAAGCAGGUCUAUCAAACACAUGGCAACCGUAACAGCUCUGAUGAUAACCAGAAGCGAAUAUCGAAAUAGCUAAAGACAAGUUGUGCCCGCGACAUCGUCCACGUGUAAUAUUAUUUUGGGCAUCAUUGAAACCCUCAAGGAUGAAUAAUUUCCCCCGUUUUUUCACAUUUUCCAUUAUUUCCUCGCUCCUAAUAGUUGCAGCAUGAUGUUUAUCGCCUAAAGCCUUCCUCGAUAAAUGGUCUAUUCAACACAAAAAUAAUUUUUCACUUCGAAUCAGUAGUUCCUGAGAUUAGCGCGUUCAAACAAACAAACUCUUCAGCUUUAUAAUAUUAGUAUACAUAGAUAAUCUAUGUAUUCUUCUUUUAGGCGAUGGGCUAGCAACCUGUCACUAUUUGAAUCUCAAUUGUAUCAUUGAGCCAAACAGCUGAACGUGGCCUACCGGUCUCUUCAAGAUUGUUGGCAUUGUCUACCCCGCAGGUCAAUAUAAAUUUAAGCAUUCCCUGGGAUCUCUAAGUUACUGUUAUUCGGGGGUGCUCUAAGUGUGAUAAUAAAUCGCUCCAGCACGUCUUGUAGUCUUGAAAAAAAAAACAAAUUGUUUUUUUACUUAUAUGUUUAUUGUUAUUAAUAAAUAAUUAUUUAUUUUC
Molecule: messenger RNA, 2283 nt
Organism: Amyelois transitella
Lineage: Eukaryota; Metazoa; Arthropoda; Insecta; Lepidoptera; Pyralidae
Product: facilitated trehalose transporter Tret1
Exons: 3
Coding region: 93-1520 (475 amino acids)
Biological process (GO): transmembrane transport
Cellular component (GO): membrane
Molecular function (GO): transmembrane transporter activity
Source: RefSeq, a predicted model, not a curated record